Messenger RNA from Ostreobium quekettii, 1644 nucleotides. NCBI's taxonomy places the organism in Eukaryota, Viridiplantae, Chlorophyta, Ulvophyceae, Bryopsidales, Ostreobiaceae. The record is from the annotation of a GenBank genome assembly.
AUGCACCCCGCCCUCCUCCUCUCCGCGGCCAUUCCUCUGCUCGGCCUCGCAGGCGUCGCCGCGUCGGGCCCCGCCUGCCCGGCGCAGGUCGUCAGGGUCACCACAGAGGAUGGCAGGGUGUUCUUCGGCAUCCCUGCCGCUUUCGGGCCCCUGCCCGACUCUGGGCUUGGCUCGCCGUCGGGCAUCGCCCUGGCCGAUCCCCGGCUGGCCUGCAGCCCGGUGACCCUCAGCCGAUCGGGAUUCCAGCGAUUGGUCGUGGUCGUCCAACGCGGGGAGUGCGCCGCGACGGUGAAGGCCAGGAUGGCGCAGGAGGCGGGCGCCGCGGCCGUGCUUAUGUUCGACAAUCGCACGGGAGCGGGCCCCACCUGCAUGAUCGCUGGGGAUGAGGAUUCUGCCUCUGGGCUUGGCAUACCGUUCGCGUCCCUGGGCGAGGUGGCGGGGGCGGAGCUGGUGAGGGAAGCGGGCGGCGGCGGGAGGGUGAGGAUCGAUGUCCUGGCGCCGCACAGGCUGACGAGCGCCGUCGCCCUGUGGGCGAUCGCGGUGGCGUCGGUGGCCGGGGGGGCGCUGUGGGCCGGGCGCGACCACCGCGAUGCGCGGGACGGGCGGCCGAAGCCGGACCAGCUGAAUGGCGGCUCGCCGGGCGGGCACUACAUCAUCACGGAGCGCGCGGCGGUGGCCUUUGUGGCCAUGGCGUCCGUGGCCCUGGUGGUCCUGUUCUUCGCCAUGGGCGCCGUGGUGUACUACAUCCUGCUGGGCGUGUUCUGCCUCCUAGCCGUAGAGUCCCUGUGCGUCGCCCUGGGUGCCGCCAUAAAUCGGGCAGCUCCCGCCCUGAGGCGUCGCACGGCCCAGGUGCCCUGCCUGGGCGAGGUCCAGCUGUCCCAACUGUUCGCCCUGCCGGCUGCCGUGUGCAUCGCUACUGCCUGGGCCAUUUUCAGGAAUUCCUCGUGGGGCUGGGCGCUCCAGGACGGAAUCGGGCUCUCCCUAAUGCUGCUGGCCCUCAGGCUGGUGAAGAUCCCCAACCUGAAGGUGGGGACCAUCCUGCUGACGCUCUUCCUGGCCUACGACGUGUUCUGGGUGUUCAUCCAGCCACUGCUCAUCCCGAAACGCGGCAGCCUGAUGGUGGACGUGGCCACUGCAAGCGGGCUGGAUGAGUACAUGCCCAUGGUGUUCCGAGUGCCCAGCAUCUGGGACCCCGCCGCGGGGGAGUACAGUAUCCUCGGCUACGGGGAUGUGCUGCUGCCGGGCAUCCUGGUUGCCUACACCCGCAGGGUGGACAUCGACCUGAACAAGGCCCCAGCCAAUGGUUACUUUCCCUACACAUGCCUGGCCUAUGGCCUGGGACUAAUCGCCACCUACGGGGCGCAGUACCUUCGGGUGGGGGGCAGCCGGGGGCAGCCCGCUCUGCUGUACUUGGUGCCCUUCACGCUGGGCACAGUGUUGCUGCUGUCUUGGAGGAGGCGGGAGAGCCUGAUGAGCCACGGGAGGUGGGCAGAAGAGUGGGGUCGGGGGAGCGAUGAGGACGAGGGGGAGCUGACCUCAGCAGGGUCUCGAUCAGGGAGUGUCGUGAAUGGGCGGCUUGCCUCUGGGGACCUUGGGGAGAGGGCUGCGCUGUUAGAAAGGACACCUGCUCAAUCAAUGGUGUAG